Messenger RNA from Cutaneotrichosporon oleaginosum, 1299 nucleotides. RefSeq lists its product as uncharacterized. The record is from RefSeq and is a predicted model, not a curated record. Lineage: Eukaryota; Fungi; Basidiomycota; Tremellomycetes; Trichosporonales; Trichosporonaceae.
AUGAACUUUAUCGGACGCGUCGACCCCGUCGUCUCGCCCGGGCGCGUGAGCGACCACGUCCACACCGUCUUUGGUGCCAGCAACUUCCGCGAGGUGCUCAACACGCCCGCCGAGCAGGCCCGCGCCGAGUGCACGAGCGCGACUGUCUCCGCCGACAUGUCACACUACUGGGCGCCAACGCUCUACUACAUCCACGACAACGGCUCGUUCUCGGCGCUCGAGGGCACGCCGCGCGCAUACUACCACAUCACGUCGAACAACGUCAAGCCGUUCCCGCGCGGCCUGCGCAUGGUGAGCGGCACGGCGAUGACGCGGGACCUGACGGCGCACCGUUCGCUCGGCGUGCGCCUCGGAUGCUGGGGCAAUCGGCAGAAGAUCCUGCCGAACGCUGGCGCCGGCUGGACGUGGAGCACCUGUGGCAACGGCAAGGUCGAGCUAAGCGUGACCUUCCCGUCGUGCGGGCGCGCCGACCGCGCGCUCGACUCGCCCAACCACUUCGACCACAUGGCGUGGCCCGUCGACAGCUUGCGCCGCAACGUCAUCAACACGCUGCAGGGCGAUUCGUGCCCGCCCUCGCACCCGAUUCAGUACCCCAUCCUCGACCUCGUGUACUCGUACUCGUUUGAUGCGGCGCGCCCGUGGCGCGCCGGACGCGACAACGUCGUGCUCAGCAACGGCGACUUGCACGGCGGCUCGUACCACGCCGACUUUGUCAGCGGGUGGGACGAGACGGUGCUCGCGGCCGCGAUCAAAGACUGCCCCGCCAAAGGCCCGCACCUCGACCAGUGCUCGCUCCGCAACCACUUCAUCCCGGACCGCAAGUCAUACGACCCCCGCCGCUGGCCGACGGGCACGGGCGGGCAGUGCGCGCACGCCGGCCAAAUCCCCGCCGAGGAGGUCGGCCUCGCCUUCCCCAUCACCAGCUUGCCCGGCUGCAACCCGCUGUGGCGCCCGGGAGUCGCCACCAAGCCGACGUGCGGCUCGCAGCCGACAAUCGGCUUCGUCUCCCCCAACGCGUGGAAGGGCGGGAGCACCGCCAACGUCCCCCUCUACAUGCCCACGAACGUCGGGCUGUUCAACAACGUCCGCGACCCCAUCAACAACUGGCGCGCAAAGUUCAACCGCUGGGGCACGAUGGGCGUCAACUACAAGAACGUCAUGAUGCCCCCGCACACGCCGCCGGCCAACCCGUACGACUCGUUCAUCUGGCUCCCGGCAGACACGAACGUGCAGCGCGCGAGCACGGUCAAGAACAUGCAGGACAAGACCGCCUGGCGCGGCAUGUUCCCUGGCCAGUAG